AUGGCCGAAAACUCGUUCUCGAAGUUCAUCGCAAGGAACAAGCUAGCCAUUGUGGCCACAGUCUCUGCGGGGACCGCUGCCGUAGGUGCCUACGUGUAUUACCAUCAGCUCAAGCAACAGCAGCAGCAGCAGCAACAGCAAUCGAAGGGCACUAAGGACCGCCAGCGCCAGGGAGAGGUAUGUCCUGGCCAGGACGAAGACGAGGUAGAAUUGAAGGAGGACGGCAGCUCCACUGCUGGUAGCAACAAGAAGAAGAAGAAGAACAAACGGAAGAGGAAGAAUAAGCUCAAAUCAGCGGAAGAGUUCGAGUACCCCCUCUUGCCUGACGGCGAGCCCGACAUGGACCGAUUAAGAGGUCUAGCCGUCCCACAGAGGCAGGCGUUUGCCGUGCAGUUGAAAGACAAAGGUAAUCACUUCUUCGCCGGUAAAAACUUCGACGAUGCCAUCAAGUACUACCAGUACGCCAUCGAGCUGGACCCGAACGACCCGGUGUUCUACUCUAACAUAUCUGCCUGCUACAUUUCCACGGGCGAUCUGGACAAAGUCGUGGAGUACACUACAAGGGCGCUCGAAAUAAAGCCUGACCAUUCCAAGGCCCUGUUGAGACGUGCGUCCGCUAACGAGUCGCUGGGGAAUUUUACCGACGCCAUGUUCGACCUGUCUGUUCUGUCCCUCAACGGGGACUUUGAUGGGACCUCCAUUGAACCCAUGCUGGAAAGGAACUUGAACAAGCAGGCAAUGAAAGUGCUAAACGAAAGCCUAACCAAGAACGGCGACGACAAGGACUCGCAAAUACUACCUUCCAACACGUCUUUAGCAUCGUUCUUUGGAAUCUUCAACCCUGACUUGGAAACUUCUCGUGUCAACACCAGUUCGGUUCUGGACAGUGCCAGCGCCACGUUGUCGGAGGCCUUGCAAAGCUUAUAUUCCGCUACAAGGGAAGGCUAUCUGAUAGCAGACGAUCUUCUUACAAAGGCCACAGAUGCAUACCAUUCUCUGAUCUGUGCCAACAAGGAGGAUUCCGCUAUAAGGGAAAAUGCUGCAUUAGCCUUUUGCUACGCAGGCAUUUUCCAAUUCUUGAAAAAUGAUCUGUUGAAUGCUCAAGCUCUCUUGCAAGAAGCCAUCAACCUGCAUCCAACCCCAAAUUCGUACGUGUUCAUGGCUUUGACCGUGGCCGAUAAGGAGAACUCUCAAGAGUUUUUCAAGUACUUUCAAAAUGCAAUCGACUUGGACCCUGAGUACCCGCCCACUUAUUACCAUCGCGGCCAAAUGUACUUUAUCCUACAGGAUUACACCAAUGCUAAAUUAGAUUUCCAAAAGGCCCAAAGCUUAAACCCUGGGAAUGUCUACCCCUACAUCCAAUUGGCUUGUUUGUUGUACAAGCAAGAUAAGUUUUCCGAAGCUGAGUCUCUUUUCAAUGAGGCAAAAUUGAAAUUCCCCAUUUUACCUGAAGUACCCACUUUUUACGCUGAGAUCUUGACCGAUAAAGGCGACUUCAAUACUGCGAUCAAACAAUACGACAUUGCCAAAAGGUUAGAGGAAGUGCAAAAGAAAAUACACGUAGGUAUUGGGCCCUUGAUUGGUAAGGCCACUAUCCUAGCCAGACAGUCUUCUCAAGACCCAACCCAACUAGAUGAAGAAAAGUUUAAUAUGGCCAUCGAUCUAUUGACUAAAGCAUGUGAAUUGGAUCCAAGAUCCGAACAGGCCAAGAUUGGUCUAGCCCAACUAGAGUUGCAAAUGGAAAAGAUUGACGUUGCCAUCAAAUUGUUUCAGGAGUCGGCAACUUUGGCAAGAACCAUGGAUGAAAAACUGCAAGCAACUACAUUUGCUGAAGCCGCGAAGAUACAAAAGCGUUUGAGAGCAGAUCCAAUCAUUAGCGCAAAGAUGGAGCAAACAUUGGCCAAUUAUAGGGCUCAAGGAAUGAUUUAG
Messenger RNA from Saccharomyces eubayanus, 1929 nucleotides. It is a transcript of the gene TOM71, whose product is annotated as protein channel TOM71. The record is from RefSeq and is a predicted model, not a curated record. Gene Ontology annotation, cellular component: mitochondrial outer membrane. The transcript has a single exon. Gene Ontology annotation, molecular function: protein binding. Bases 1 to 1929 code for a protein of 642 amino acids. Lineage: Eukaryota; Fungi; Ascomycota; Saccharomycetes; Saccharomycetales; Saccharomycetaceae.